Molecule: messenger RNA, 2464 nt
Organism: Cyprinus carpio (common carp)
Lineage: Eukaryota; Metazoa; Chordata; Actinopteri; Cypriniformes; Cyprinidae
Product: E3 SUMO-protein ligase ZBED1-like
Exons: 3
Coding region: 914-1714 (266 amino acids)
Molecular function (GO): protein dimerization activity
Source: RefSeq, a predicted model, not a curated record
GGGUCAAUCUGGUGUGAUUUGCAAGGUAUGCUUUGCCCUUGUUGCAGCACCGCAAGGUAACACCACAAACCUUUACCAGCACCUCAAACGUCACCACAAAGUGCAAUAUGAUGAAGCAGCCGUACAAGGCAAGAGAUCCGAAAGUCGUCCAAAAAUGCAGACAUCUAUUACGGACACCUUGCACAAUGCGACGCCAUACCCACAUAACUCCAGUAGGAGUAAAGAAAUAACAGAAGCCAUUGCUUAUCAUCUAGCAAAAGAUAUGGUUCCAAUAUACAACGUAGAACGUGACGGAUUUCAAAAGAUGAUCCAUACAUUGGACAAACGCUACUCAAUACCAUCCCGCAACUAUUUUUCAUACGUUGCACUGCCAGCUAUGUACAAGAAAGUGCGGACUGUAGUCGAGGCAGAAGUGCAGCAAGCGGAUUAUUUUUCAGCAACGACGGAUUUAUGGUCCAGCCGAACAAUGGAACCGUACAUGAGCCUAACUGUCCACUUCAUAGCGAUUGAUUUCACCAUGAAGAGCAAGUGCCUACAGACUUCUUUUUUCCCCGACGACCACAAAGGUGAGAUCUUGGCACAGGGACUGAAGGAUGCCCUAGCAUCUUGGAGUUUGGAAGAGGAGAAAAUGGCAUGUAUAACAACAGACAAUGGAUCAAACAUAGUGAAGGCAAUCUCCAUCAACAACUGGACCAGGCUCCAAUGUUUUGGCCAUAGGCUACAUCUGGCAAUUGAAAAUGCCAUGAAAGAUCCACGAAUUGACCGCGUCACAGGCCUUUGCAGAAAGAUUGUGAGCACUUUCAGUCACAGCUGGCUACGGAGGAGAAACCUUGCCAUGGUCCAGAAGGAGCUCAAACUCCCUGAGCAUCAACUGAAAACCGAGUGCCCAACAAGAUGGGGAUAAAGGCAAGAGAUGAUUCAGAGGAUCCUGGAACAGCUUCCAGCCAUUUCACAGGUCCUCAAUGAUCGAAAGGUUAGACACCUAGUGCCCACAUGGCAGGACGUAGAAGUCCUUGAGGCAAUGAACAACACCCUAAGUCCUCUGGCUGAAUUCACCGAUGCACUCUCUGGGGAACUAUAUGUCAGCAUAUCCUCUGUGAAGCCGGUUCUCCACCUUUUCAAAACCUCUGUUUUGGCUGUGCAAGAGGAUGACGCAGAAUUCACAAAAUCAAUCAAGUCAAACAUCCUGAAAUAUCUGCAAGAGAAGUACAGUGAUCCCCAAACUCAGGAUUUACUCGACAUGGCCACAACCCUCGAUCCUAGGUUCAAGAUGAACUACAUCAGUGAGGAGAAGAAAGCCACAGUUAAAGCAAGACUGACAGACGAGAUGACUGGCAUAACUCUAGCUAUGCCAAAUGCCUCCCCAGCACCCCCCAUGAAGAAGGGCCGAAAGACUCUGGGAAGUUUCUUCAAAGCAGCACAAGGCAAUGACGACAAGUCCUCUUCUCUAGAGCAAGCAGUGUCCACAGAGCUGGAGGCAUAUCUUCUGACAUGCAACAUCGACAGUGAAGAUGACCCCUUAAUCUGGUGGCGGCAAAAUAGCAAUGUAUAUCCACGGUUGUCUGUGUUGGUGAAGAAAUACCUAUGCAUUCCAGCUACCAGCUCACCUUCUGAGCGGCUGUUCAGUACAGGGGGCAACAUUGUGACAUGCCACCGUGCAUCACUAAAGCCAGAGCAUGUUGAUAGACUUGUUUUUCUGGCCAGGAAUCUUUAAGUGCAAUAUUCAGGGUCACAUAUAGGGUUAUGUGAGAGGCCUAUGUCCCAAAGAAAAUAUUUAAUUUACUCUUUUGUAAUGGCCAAAUUAAUAUUAAUUUUCUUUUGUCAUUGACACCUUAGUAGGUUGGCAGAUUUGUUUUAUUUAUGUUACAAUUUUUAGAGCCUAAUUGAAUGGCCAACUGAAUGUUUGUUUUAUUUUUUCAUUGAAGCCUUCAUUUAUAGGUGUGUGGAGUUGGCUCAAGAAACAUUAAACUACUAAAAGGCCAGCAAUUAAAGACAAGGUGCCGCUAUAUAUACAAAAUAAAUUAUUAGUUUUUGAUACUGCAACUGCACUUCAAUGGCCAAUUGCUCCUUUUCUUUAGACAAUGAACCCUCAGAAUGUUGAAUGACGUUUCAAUUAGCCUAUUUAGAGCCAUGUUCAGGCCAUAUUCAGCGCAGUGCGUUAAACUUCUAUUUUUGGUAACCUACUUGAAUGGCCAGUUGAAUGUUAAUUGUACAAAAGGCAAGCAGUUAAAGAGUGUUUCUUCUUUAUUCAUUGAAGCCUCUAUGUUUACAGGCUUGUGGUGAUGUGCAAUGUUCUAUAGGUGCCAAAACAAAUAUUUUUGGUACUUCCAAUUUGUUUUGUUUUGUCAUGGUUCAUGUGUGCAAUAAACAUUACAUUUCAUGAGAAAAAAAAAUCGUUGUAGAGAAUCGUGAUAUCAAUUCUAAGCUAAAAAAUCGUGAUUCAUAUUUUUCCCAGAAUCGUGCA